AUGUUUGCAGUAUCACCAUUGCCAGCUGAUGAUGAUCCUUUGUUGAAGUUUGCUCGUGCUCUAGGUUUUGAAAGGCUACUUGCGUUACCAAGCAAGCGUCAGCAAGUAAUUGCAGCCGAAGACAGGGCUACCAACGUGCCUCAGAUUAUCAAGUUGUUUGAAGUAGGAGCUCUAGUUUUGAAAAGACAAAUCAACAAGAGUAGUAAGCUGGAUGCUGGGUGGAUGGAUGAGGUUUUUCGGGUAAUCGCCGCCUUUAGUAACAACACUUACCAGCUAGCUAAGAGAUCCAAUGGAGUACAAUUGAAAAAUCGUAUCAAUGGGAUACACUUGCGACCUUAUUUUAAUCGUGAGAUUAAAGAAUAG
Molecule: messenger RNA, 363 nt
Organism: Mucor mucedo
Lineage: Eukaryota; Fungi; Mucoromycota; Mucoromycetes; Mucorales; Mucoraceae
Exons: 1
Coding region: 1-363 (120 amino acids)
Source: RefSeq, a predicted model, not a curated record